UCCGCGCUCCGCCGCCGCCGCCCGGCCAUGCGCGCCCGCUGAGCCGCAGCAGAGGCGGCCGCCCUGCGCUCCGCUCCCGCUUUUGAUUUUUCCUGCUGUCUUCGUUGGGGUUCUGUGUUGGUUUUUUGCGUUCGCGUGACGCCCCCCGCGGGCGCGGGGCGGCGGCGAUGGGCGCGGCGGCGGGCGGGCGCUCCGCGGGGCGCUGAGCGGGCGCGCAGCGGGCGCGGGCCGCGCCAUGGCCGCCAAGGACAAUCCCUGCAGGAAGUUCCAGGCCAACAUCUUCAACAAGAGCAAGUGCCAGAACUGCUUCAAGCCCCGCGAGUCCCACCUGCUCAACGACGAGGACCUCAACCAGGCCAAACCCAUUUAUGGUGGCUGGCUGCUGCUGGCCCCGGAAGGAACGGACUUUGACAACCCCGUCCAUCGCUCCCGGAAAUGGCAGCGUCGGUUCUUCAUCCUCUACGAGCACGGGCUGCUGCGCUAUGCCCUCGACGAGAUGCCGACCACCCUCCCGCAGGGCACCAUCAACAUGAACCAGUGCACGGAUGUGGUGGAUGGGGAGAGCCGGACAGGGCAGAAGUUCUCCUUGUGCAUCCUGACACCAGAGAAGGAGCAUUUCAUCCGGGCAGAGAACAAGGAGAUCAUCAGUGGGUGGCUGGAGAUGCUGAUUGUCUAUCCCAGGACAAACAAGCAGAAUCAGAAGAAGAAGAGGAAGGUAGAGCCCCCAACUCCCCAGGAGCCUGGUCCUGCUAAGAUGGCUGUGACCAGCAGCAACAUUCCCAGUGCUGAGAAGGUCCCUGCCACCAAGUCCACGCUCUGGCAGGAAGAAAUGAGAGGCAAAGACCAAGCAGAUGGGGGCAGUGGCAUUGGCCCAGCCCAGAGCCCCAUGCAAGGCCAGGCUGGGGCUGCCAGCUCCAUGAAGGACCCCGUGCUGGACAGCAAGGAAGAGGAGAGCUCCAUGAACGGAGACCGGAUAGACUGCGGGCGGAAGACGCGUGUCGAGAGCGGGUACUUCUCCUUGGAGAAGACCAAACAAGACUCGAAGCUGGAAGAGCAGCAACUGCCACCCCCACCAAGCCCACCCAGCCCCAGCACCCCGAACAACAGGUACAGUUAUCCCAAAUCGCCCUCACAGGAGCAUGCCCAGCCCUUUCCUUCCCCAGGUAUCCGAUCAGGCGACCGAAUGAUUCACAGCUUCUCUCUGAACUCCUUGGACUCGAAGAGCAGUUGCCCCAUGCACAAGGACUCCAACAACAGAGAUGUAGGAAGGGGAGCUGAGAAAUCGGGGCGUCCCCUUUCUUUUAAAGCCAGCCGGCAGUACACCACCCUGGCCGACGUUCCCAAGGCCAUUAGGAUCAGUAAUCGUGAGGCCUUCCAGGUGGAGAGGAAGCGGCUAGAGCGGAGAACCCGGGCUCGUAGCCCUGGGAGAGAAGAAGUGGCCCGGCUCUUUGGGAAUGAGAGAAGGAGAUCCCAGGUGAUUGAGAAAUUCGAGGCACUGGAUAUUGAGAACGCGGAGCACAUGGAGACGAACGCGCCGGGCGGCGCUGCCCUGUCCAGCGAGACGCGGCAGGGCAGGAGCGAGAAGAGAGUUUUCCCACGGAAACGGGACUUCACUUGUGAAGGAGCAGCCGUGGGCUCCAUCCUGGAUGUGUCUGCGUCACCUCUGUCCCCACACCGCCGGGCAAAGUCUCUGGACAGAAGGUCCACGGAGUCCUCUAUGACGCCCGACCUGCUGAACUUCAAGAAGGGCUGGUUGACAAAGCAGUACGAGGAUGGGCAGUGGAAGAAGCACUGGUUUGUGCUGACUGACCAGAGCCUGAGAUACUACCGGGAUUCAGUGGCAGAGGAGGCAGCUGACCUGGAUGGAGAAAUCGAUUUAUCCACGUGCUACGAUGUCACUGAGUACCCAGUUCAGCGGAACUACGGCUUCCAGAUCCAUACAAAGGAAGGGGAGUUCACCCUCUCUGCCAUGACGUCGGGUAUCCGCCGCAACUGGAUCCAGACCAUCAUGAAACACGUUCGCCCCACAACUGCUCCUGAUGUAACAAGCUCGCUGCCGGAAGAGAAAAGCAAAACAGGCUCUUCCUUCGAGACUGGUCCAAAGCCGAGCGAGAAGCCGGAUGCGGAACAAGCCGAGCUGGACACGGAGCAGAAGCGGAGCCGCGCCCGGGAACGCCGACGAGAAGGACGGUCCAAGACCUUUGACUGGGCUGAAUUUCGCCCCAUCCAGCAGGCCCUGGUGCAGGAGCGUGCGAACGCUGCAGACUCCUCCAGUAGCGGCUCGGCCGCCUUCCCCAGGGACACCGGAGCUGCCGACGCCGACCCCGGGGAGCUGGAGCGGGAGCGGGCCCGGCGGCGGGAGGAGCGGCGCAAGCGCUUCGAGAUGAUCGAUGCCGUGGACGGGGCAGGGUCAGAAGAGGCGCUGAGGAUGGAGGUGGACAGAAUCCUGCCUGUCCCAGCAGACAUCAAACCGCAGAACGUCCACGUGGAGAUCGAGCAGCGCUGGCACCAGGUGGAGACCACCCCACUGCGGGAGGAGAAGCAGAUCCCCAUCACGCCGCUGCACCUCGCCCACGCCGACGACCGGGAAGAGGGGCUGACGAAGCAGCACCUGACCACGCUGCUGGAGAAGGAGCUGGAGCAGAAGCAGAAGGAGGCCCUAGAGCUCCUGGAGCAGAACCGGCACCUGCAGGAUCAGCUGAAAGUGGCUCUGGGCCGGGAGCAGAGCGCCCGGGAGGGCUACGUGUUGCAGACCGAGGUGGCCACCUCGCCAUCAGGUGCCUGGCAGAGGCUCCACAAAGUCAACCAAGACCUCCAAAGCGAGCUGGAAGCCCAAUGCCAGCGUCAAGAGGUGAUCAAUCAGCAGAUUCAGUCGCUGAAGCGCAGCUACGCCGAGGCCAAGGACGUGAUCCGGCACCACGAGGCCGAGAUUCAGAGCCUGCAGGCGAGGCUCAGUAACGCGGCGGCUGAGCUCGCCAUCAAGGAGCAGACCCUGGCCAAGCUCAAGAGCGACCUGAGGAGCGAGAAGGAGAAAGCCAAAGAGCAGCUGGAGGAGUGGCAGCACGGCGAGGCCGCGCUCAGCUCCCAGCUGAAGGCCAGCGAGCAGAAGCUGAAGAGCGCGGAGGCUCUGCUGCUGGAGAAGACCCAGGAGCUGCGGGACCUGGAGAUGCAGCAGGCUCUGCAGCGGGACCACCAGAAGGAAGUGCAGCGGCUCCAGGACAGGAUCGCAGACCUCAGCGGGCAGCUGAAUGCCAGCGAGCAGGCGCGGGUCCUCAUGGAGGAGAAGCUGCAGAAGAACUAUGAGGCUUUGCUGGAGAGCUGCGAGAGGGAGAAGCAGGUUUUGAUACGCAGCCUGAAGGAGGUGGAGGACAAGGCCAACGAGUACGAGAAUCAGCUGCAGAACAGCGAGCAGCAAAUGGAGAUUCUGCAGAAGGAAAAGUUGAGCGCCAAGUUCGAAGGCAGCGAGCUCGUUCACCAGCUGGAGGAGCAGCUGGCCAUGAAGGAGGCCAGCAUCCAAAAACUUGCCGAACACAUCGAGGAACUUGAAAGAGAGAGGGAUCAGAUCAAGUGCCGGUUCCACGAGCUCAUGAAUCAGGUGGCCGAGUCGGAUAACGAAGUUGCAAAGCUACAAGCAAAGUUGAAAAUGGAAGAGACCAACUACCACAAUCUGGAGCAGUCGUUCGAGGAGGUGUCGGAUCAGUUCCGGGGGGUGCAGGAGGUGCUGAAAGAGAAAGAAGAAGAGCUGAGACACGUUAAGGAAAUGCAUUUGAGAAUUGUGGAGAAGAAAGAUCAAGAUCUCAGUGAGGCUUUGGUUAAAGUGGUUGCUUUAGAUAGCAGUUUAGAGGAGACUAAAGUAAAGCUAAAGGCCAAGGAGGAGGCUUUAAAGAAAUUAGCUAGUGUGGGCACAGGUCCAUGUGCUGAGGAGGCAGAAGACCUUGGCCCCAGUCUUGAGGUGGAUGAAAGUCAUCCAUCCCAACUGGGGCAGGCUCUGCAAACUCAGGAUGUCCUCCCAGCUCUGACUUAUGCACUGAAGGAGGAGGAGGAUGAGGUUCUUGAGACCAGUCAGAGGCAAGUAGAGGAAUUUGGCUCCCCAUCAAAAGUUGUAGAGCUCCAGGACCAAGAGUUGGUUCAGAAAGCUUUAGCAAAGCCUGAUGUAGGAAUCAUGGGGGCCAAGAGGCAAAGGAUCCGUUUUUCAAGCAUCCAGUGUCAAAAAUACAUCCAUCCAGAUGGAUCAGAGAAAAACUGGACAAGCAGUACCUCUUCAGACACUAGCCAGGACAGAUCUCUGUCUGAAGAAAGCAUGUCCUCAGAGCCAGCUCUGGGUUACCCCUCAUCAGGGACGAGCGAUUCUGAGACUUAUCUCUCCAUCAUCCAUUCCCUGGAAACCAAACUGUAUAUCACAGAGGAAAAGCUCAAAGAUGUGACAAUGAAGCUGGAAAGCCAGCACGGCCAUAACCAGGAGACACUCAUUGCCCUCCACCAUCAGUGGGCCAGCACGGAGUCCCAGCUGCGGGAACAGCUUCAGACCAGCUUGUCCCAAGUCAAUGCUUUGAUCUCACAGCUGGAGAGCGAGAGGCAGGAAAAGUUCAAGCUCAUAGAAAGUCACGUCAGUGAGCUGGGAGGUUUCCAGAUGAAAAACGAUCAAGCGCUGACUUGCUUAGAGAAGUGCAGGGAGCAGCUAAGAUCCUUGCCCAAAUCAGACAAGGAUAAAGAGGGGGAUUUGUUCCUUGUUACUCUGUCCAGCAUGGAAACAACUUUAUCUAACGCAAUCCAAGCCUUGAGCGGAGCGCCAGUCCCAUCAGAAUAUCAGCAGAGUGAAAGCCUCACCACGGUUAGCCCCGCUCCAGAAGGAGGGGAUUUAGAAGAGGAGGACAUCUCCAAGGAGCAGCAAGCAGAUGUGUUUGACACUGGCCAGCUGAGGUGGCUUUCUGAGAGGGUGGCAUUUGAGGCCUCUCUCAUCAACCAAAUAGCAGAGUCUUUGAAAAAUGCAAGCUCUGAGAUAGCCCAGCUUCUGAGAGAGAUCCAGGGAACAGCCGAGGUGGUUUUGUUGGAGCCAGCAAGUGUUUCUCAUACAGCCAAUGAUUUGGCCAGCAUCCUGUCUAAAAAGCUGCUGCUGGAAGGGGAGUUUUGGAGCCAGGUGGAGGAGCUGAGAGCACACUUGAGCACUAGAGAAGGAGAAGCUGAGGGCAAAUCAGAAACAGCUUUGGGCAUUUCCCCAUGUUUUCUCAGUGCUGUAGCUGAUGCUACAUUGAUCAAGGCAGAACUUGGGUUUGUUGCAGAGAAAAUGAGAGAAUCUUUUCAUCAGAGGUUAAAAGCAAUUGAAGAAGAGCUCCAUAAUACCAAAACAGCUCUCCAGCAGCACAAGUGCAUGUUGGAGGAGAUCAUCAAAGCGUACAGGACUCCUGAGUUUGACAGAGUUAUGCACCAGAUUUCUGAAGCACUUGAAAUACAAAAAGAUGCUUUGGAAAGAACCCAGAUCUCUUGGGAUGGGAGCCGUCUCCAAAUGGUGCCGUGCCAGGAAUUAGCCAAGGUGGAGGAGACUGGCAGUGCCCCAGACCGUAGUAGUGAAGCUCUUGUUUCCAUUCAGGAAGAUCUUGCCCAGCAGCUAAAGGACAAAUCCAAUAUUCUGAAGGAGAUAUCUGUUGCCUUACUCUCUCUGCCUCCUGAGGAGGCCAUGAGAGACUGUCAGAAGCUCCUGAAGAUGUCCCAGAGUCUUUCCUACCAUUCGUGCAUGGGAGACCUGGAGCGUUAUUCGUCUUUGUUAGUCCACGAUGCCAUUGUUCAGGCUCAGGUUUGUUACGCCGCUUGCAAAGUCCGUCUGGAGCACGAGAGGGAGAUGAAGUCCUACAAGGAGUCCCUGCAGAGCAUGGAUGCACUGUGCCAGGAGCGUGUGAAGACAGUGUCUCUCCUGCGGGACGAGUACGAGGAGCUGCUCAGGAAGCAGCAGGGCGAGUACAGCGAGGUGAUCGCCGUGCUGGAGAGGGAGAACGCUGACCUCAAGGCAAAGGUGUCCCAGCUGGACAACCAGCGGAGGCUCUUGGAGGAGGAAGGGCACGAGCACAGCAAGAGCUUGAGCGAGCUGCAGGGGCGGUACGAGGAGGAGAUCCGAAACGUGAUCGAGCAGCUCAACAGGACGGAGGAUGCCCUCAAGGCCGAGAGGGUGGAGGGGCUCAACCAGCUGGACGCCGUUGUCCGCGACAAGCAGAACAUGGAGCAGUAUCACCUGGAGCAGAUGCAAACGCUGGAGGAGAAGUUCCAGGCCAAGAUCAAGGAGCUGCAGGUCAUCCACAGCGAGGAGCUGCAGGCACUGCAGGACCACUACAGCCAGAACCUGCAGCGCCUGCAAGAGACCCUCGAUGAGUACCAGAGGCAGCACCCAGAGGCGUCCCCCGCGGUGGCCCCGGGCGCUGGGGACACCUGGGCAGCCGGUGAGGCGGGUGGCACCGGGCAGGACCCCGGCAAUGACCCGGACUCCAUGCACGGCCUGAGGGAACGCAUCCAGGAGCUGGAGGCCCAGAUGAACGUCAUGAGGGAUGAGCUGGAGAACAAACAUCUGGAGGGGAACGCUUCCACUUUGAGGGAAAAAUACCAGAAAGACUUUGAAAACCUAAAGGCAACAUGUGAGAGGGGCUUUGCAGCCAUGGAGGAGACGCACCAGAAGAAGAUCGAGGACCUGCAGCGGCAGCACCAGCGGGAGCUGGAGAAGCUGCGGGAGGAGAAGGAUCGCCUGCUGGCAGAGGAAACGGCUGCCACCAUCUCAGCCAUCGAAGCCAUGAAGAACGCGCACCGGGAGGAGCUGGAGCGGGAGCUGGAGAAGUCCCAGCGCUCCCAGAUCAGCAGCGUCAACGCCGACAUCGAGGCCCUCCGAAGGCAGUACCUGGAGGAGCUGCAGUCGGUGCAGCGGGAGCUGGAGGUGCUUUCGGAGCAGUAUUCCCAGAAGUGUUUGGAGAACGCCCACCUGGCGCAGGCGCUGGAGGCUGAGAGGCAGGCCCUCCGCCAGUGCCAGCGGGAGAACCAGGAGCUCAACGCCCACAACCAGGAGCUGAAUAACCGCCUGGCUGCGGAGAUCACGCGACUGCGGACCCUGCUGACCGGGGAGGGCGGGGGAGAGGCUGCUGGGUCGCCUCUCACGCAGGGCAAGGACGCCUACGAGCUGGAGGUCCUGCUGCGGGUGAAAGAAUCUGAAAUCCAGUACCUGAAGCAGGAGAUCAGCUCCCUCAAAGACGAGCUGCAGACAGCACUGAGGGAUAAGAAAUACGCCAGCGACAAGUACAAAGACAUCUACACGGAGCUGAGCAUCGUGAAGGCCAAGGCAGACUGUGAUAUCAGCAGGUUGAAAGAGCAGCUGAAAGCAGCCACAGAAGCUCAGGGAGAGAAAUCCCCUGUGAACACCACUGUAUCGGGAUAUGAUAUUAUGAAAUCAAAAAGCAACCCUGAUUUCUUGAAGAAAGACAGAUCCAGUGUUAGCCGGCAACUAAGGAAUAUCAGGUCAAAGAGUCUGAAGGAAGGCCUGACUGUGCAAGAACGCCUGAAGCUUUUUGAAUCCAGGGACUUGAAGAAAGACUAGUUCUCCCCGCUCCGCUUGACCACGCGCACCUCCCAGCUUGAGGCAGCACAGCACCAGCACCGUUUGUCUCUCGUUCCUUACGAUGUCCUCGCUGUCGUUCGUCCUGACGCCCCGACGGGACCCGGCGCCGCGGUGGCGGUGCCCCCCUCGCCUCCCUGGCUCCUUUCCCUGCUUGUGAGAUGCUCCAGAGACUCUGAGAGGGAGAGGAAGGGAUUGGAGUGGGGUUUUCCCCCCCCUCUCUUCGGCGCUUUGUAGGAGAAUCCUUUCUUUACUGUAAACCAUUACACUAAGUGUCAGUAUUAAGGCUCAGUAGCCUGUUAAUAAGCUAUAGCUCUGUCGGGAAGAGCGAGCAGGGCCUGGGUGGUGUCAGCCAGACCGAGCUCUUACUGCUGUCUAGAGACCCCGUGCUCAGAGCACACCAGGAGCCUGAUCUCACCAUUGAUCUCGACUGCAUUACUUGCACCUACAAGGGGGGAAAGCCGGGGGAAGCUGUCGCGUCCGCAGCCUGGAGGUACAACACUGACAUCUCGCUGGAGAAGGAUGCAAGAAGUGAUUCUCCUGCCCCGUGACUGUGCCGUAUCCUGAAUGUAGGUGCCACCGAAGCCUGGCAAGCUUUGGUGGCUGCCCAGGUGGUUAUGGAUGGGGAGCUGCAGCUACUGAAGUGCACCAUCGAGUCGGCCCCGUCGGCGCGUCCUCGCUCCCGUCUCGCUGGUGGUCGGAGUUGGUGCUCCAGGGGCCGAGCUGUAAGAUCACUUUCUUGCCUCUGUUAGAUCAAGCCCAGCACUCUUUUUUUUUUUUUUUUUUUUUUUUUUUUUUUUUUUUUUUUUUUUUUUUUGCUGUUACUCCCUUCCUCUCAUUGAAUCCCGUGUAUCCCAGGGUCUGUGCGCAUGUGAAACUCCCUUUUCCUAGUCAAAGGAAAGUAGAGUAGAAAGUAGAGCCAAUAUUGACUGAAAAUGCACAGUGCUCAAUGCAUAUAAUGCUCCUUUUUUACCAGCUUCUUGAAUUCAACUCUUCUUGUCAGCAGGGCAGCUCCUAUUUUAAUUCUUUAAUCUUUUCCUGAAAUAAAGAUCUCAAAACCAGUAUGUGCUUCAGACCUUCUCAGUCCUAAGAGCUUCUGUAUUUAAAACAUACAAUUUAGCACCGUGAGGCAGAUAAAUGCAUAUAAACCAAGGGAUGAGGAGCUGGUAGCACUGGAUGGUCACAGCCAGCUGAGCAGAGGCUUCCUAGAAGAAGCCUGUGCUGCUUUGCAGGUGAGGAGCUUCAUCCCUGGAUGAAUCUCAAGAUGUCACCUGGAAGGUCACCAGGGCUGAAGGAGACUCUGGCACGUUGGCUUCCCAGCCUGGUUGGGUGCUGAGUGACCUCUUCAGGCUGGGAUGUGGAAGAUACCCUGGCCUUCACCCGGAGCAGAGCUUCCUCUUGUCCUUCAGGCACUCAGCCAAGGUUGAGGCCAGCAGCUCCCAGUGCUUCCCUGCUGGUUUUGGGUCUGAUGGUUGGUACAGGCACAGCUCUCAGAGCCCCACGGGGCUGGUGAAACCACCCCCAGUCCUGCCAGGCUGGACCAGAGCAGCUGCUGGGGUUACCUUCAUCCUCCUGGGAGCAGAAUCUCUUUUUUCCAGCCACGAGACCCUCAGCAGGACAUUGUAUCACUGAACCACAGUGGGAGUCAGGCUCUUGUCCAGCUUGUGUGGCCUUGCCAUGGCCAAGUGUCCAGUUUGGCACCUCACAGCAGGACUUGGCAGCUGGUCCUGCCCAGAGGAGCCCUGCUUGUCCCCAGGCAGGAUGGCAGCACCUUGCAGGGGGCAGAGCAGCUGUUCUGCUGGGAUGCUCUGUGUGCCUGGGUGUGCAUGGAGGUCCUGGAGAUGGGAGCAGGGUAGGAGAGAUGCUCAACCUGUUGGAUCCAAAGCCUUUCCCUCGUCAGCAGUGCUCUCAGGUGUGUGGAUGUGCAGCCGGGCACUGCAUCUGCGUUCACCACAGCACUUCCAUGAUCUGGGCUCUGGAGAACCUGGGGUGUUCCUACCGUGUCCCACCUCUCCAGCCACUUCAUCCCUGGCUGCUCCAGGUGCGUGGUGAGCUCUGAUCUGGCAGAGGCCAUGGGAGGCAGCAUGGAUUUGGGAUGGCACAUGGGCCUUGUCAUUGUCAUUGCUCUUCUCUUGCAGGAUGUCACUGGCUCUAGGAGAACCCUCCUCCUCCUCUUCUCUUUAGACUUGGGAUGGGACUUUUCCCUUUUUAGCCAACCAAGCAGAACAUUCUCGUCUCCUUCUUGCCACGUGGACCCUGCCCUUUCUUAGAUUCCCCAGCAAAUCCUGCUCAUGUGCUCUAGCUUGUAGGAGCAGACGUUUCCAUGGGGGAGUUGGGCUCCUCUGGAAAAAUAAAUGGAGAAUCUUGGUCUGCUGCACAGACAGGGCUGAGCAGUGGCCUUGACAUCAUCAGGAUCAGCUGCACCCUCUGGGGCAGUGCUUGGGAAGGAUGUUUGGGGUGUGUUCAGGGUGGGAGCUGUGAAUUCUGGGGGUCACGGGGAGGAAGAGGAGGAAGGAAGGAAGGUCCCUUAUGCAGCCAAAUGUUCUGAACCCCUGCUGAGGGUUCUGGGCUCGCUCUGGUGAGUCUGAGCAUCUCUCCAAGGCAAGGGGCAGCACUUUACCUGCCUUUAUUGUAAAGAAAAGGAACCUGCAGCAUGAAUAAACAGCCCCAAAGUGAAAUAUUCCUGCAGAGCCCAGUACUUGAAAAUAAAAGGAGAAGUCCUUUUAUUCGUAGCAAUGAUCCUCAGUUAUCCUCCUGCUUCUUCCUGCUCCUGACUUCAUCCAUCUUUUGGGAUUAAUCAGUGGCUAUUUAAAUUAGAAAGUGUGUGGGGAAGCUGCUGCAUUCUGCAUCACUCCACACUAUUGAUAGCACCAAAAAGGGAGGUUUAGGAGAACUCAAGUGCAGCGAAGGCACAGGUCUUGGAGCCUUGUUGGCUUCAAGUAAUCUUAUUUUUCCUGAGUAAAAUUUUCCUCCCAUUUGCACCAUCUCUGAGCCAGACUGAAUCCUUCUUUAAAUGUCACCUUUUCUUUGCUCACAUACUAAAAAAAGAAGUAAAUUGUGUUCAUUUGUUUCAAAAAUAGAAUUGGUGCUGGCUUGCAAACCAGAAAAUGCCCUUUUUUUUGGUACCAGAGAGCUGGGCUGCAGUAAAAGUGCUCACAUUUUGUACCUACUCUAUUUGAUGGCACUUCCACAAGACCUUUGCAUAUUUGUCCUGGUUUGGAUACUCAGUUUGUUGUGGAUGUUCAAGCACACGCACACUCGCUGUGGUCUGCCUUUGCUCUGUAUUUUUUUUCACUUUCUAGGUAAAGAAAAGCUUUCUUAUUAUUCUCUUUUUAAAAAACAAAAGUAAUUUAAUACCUGUAUAGCAUUCCAAGUGUGCAGUGUAAAUAUUUAUUCCUCAGCAGUUUGCAGAGGGUUCUCUUUUGUGACUGAGUUGUGGGUUUGAUUUUUAAGGCUUGUUGUAGCACAGAGGCCCCACGUGUGGGUUGGGAGAGGAGGAAAGAGUGUAAUGUGUCCAACCCACCCCAUCUGCCCUGAUAAACUGCUUUUUUGAGGGGUUGAGGACUGUUAUAAAUACCUUUUCAAACCUUUUCUGCUGAUCUAUGCCUUUAGCUUUGAAGGUACCUGUCCGAAGAUUGUGUACAGUCUGUUUGACCACUGUAACCUACUUUGCUAUAGACUUGGGGUAUUUUUUUCCAGUCAGAGGACUCAAUAAUCUUGUGCUUGAUAGCAGCAUCAACGCUGUGCAUGUGCAAACUGUGCCCUGUUGUUACAGAGAGCAGCAACAACUCCCUGCCAGCCACAGCCCCUGCACACACACCCAUCCCACAGCAGCGUGGCUGUAACUCGCUGUGUACCUUCAAAUGCAGUGGGACCACAGCAACAAGAGCCAAGGCACUGCUGCAGACACAGGGAAACAACAGCCUCAGUGUGAGGCUGCUGAGGAAACAGAGGGUGUGGGAUUUACUAGAGAAACCUGACGAGUUGGUACCAGCUGAACUAACCCAGCUGGCUCUGAACUCGUGAAUAAACGGGUGCAAUUAGCAUUAUUUUCUUCAUGCUUUCUUCACCCUGUGUGCAGGACAAGAGUGCUCGCUGUUUGUUCUCACCUAGAGAAAGCAAAGCAUGUAAAAUACUGGAGACUAUGGUAAGUAGGAAGCAGGAAUCCCCUGGCUUGGCCCGUGUCCACCUUCCUGGAGUUCUGGAUGACUUGAGAGUUUAAAGAAUCAUUUGGAAGGACGGAGGUUUGGGGGAAGGGAGGGGUGGAAGCUCUGUGAGGCUGAGGGUGGUGUCUGAUGUGGCAGUUCAGGUAUUAGUGGCCAGUCUUCCUCCAGUGGCCUGGGAACAGCUCGGCCUUGGGCCUGUCCAGGCACAGCUUCACCCGACUGCCCAACGAUGGGGAUUCAUUCUGGGUCACAUCUGGGCACUGUGCUCUGCCACGUGUCUGGGAACAGCCAGCACACAGCAGGACUGUGAGCACUGAGGGUGAAGGAGUCAUUUCCCAGAGCUGUUUCUGUGAUGGUGUGACAGAGCAGCCAGCCCUCAGCUCCAGCUGUGACGUGGCUGAGCAGGGCCAGCGGGACCCGGGCAGCGCUGGGAUGCUGCAGCCUCAGGGCUCUCACACAUCAUUCUGUUCCCCUGCAAAGGGGAAGGGUGUGGAAGGCUCCUGUUUCUCCAUGUGUGUGAGUUCCUGUCUCCUUCCCUUCUCCCUUCCACUCCCAGUUUAUUCCAGUGCUUUUUUAAGAGCCACCAUUCCUGAUCAACUGCUUGCUGUAACAGAAACGCCACUUUUUCUCACUGUAUUUAUUCCUUACAAACCUUGUGUGACAUGCUAGGCUCCCCUGGAUGUAGCUGAUCAUUUUUACUUUGUAAAUAUAAUUACUUAACUUUACAUUAACUAUAUGGUAAUAAACUAUUUUUGCACCACCCUUUGCA
This is a messenger RNA of Vidua chalybeata, 12520 nucleotides long. RefSeq names its product myosin phosphatase Rho interacting protein (gene MPRIP). Bases 236 to 7567 code for a protein of 2443 amino acids. Gene Ontology annotation, biological process: actin filament organization. Gene Ontology annotation, molecular function: actin filament binding. The record is from RefSeq and is a predicted model, not a curated record. The transcript is spliced from 24 exons. Gene Ontology annotation, cellular component: actin cytoskeleton. NCBI's taxonomy places the organism in Eukaryota, Metazoa, Chordata, Aves, Passeriformes, Viduidae.